AGUGAACUUUAGCCAAGGGAACUUUGUGGAAACUAUCAAGCAAACGAAAUCGGUGGUCAGCUGUUACUGGAAGUUGCAACAAGUUGCGACAAUUUGUCAAACAAUACUUUGUGUGAACAUUUAAUUCCAUUGUGAAAGAAAAUGUUCUUCAAAUUUACCGUUCUGUUAGUCUGCGUAUAUAUUGGCUGCGGUAGUGCAUAUCCAAACGAUAAUGCCAACACUGAAAAAAGCUCAAUUGCGACUCGACAUAGGCGGAGUCCAAACUUGGGCAACAGUAGCCAGUGUGGAGGAUUUCCACUGAAAAAUCGUGUACGAUCCAGUUGUCCCACUCCAACCACUUGUUACACCGAAUGCGAACAAGGCUUUCAAUUUCCGAAUAACAAGAGUAAAGUUGAACUGAUCUGUGAUGUAGGCGAAUGGCAAUUGAAGGGACUUGGAACAUUCAAUACAAUUAAUUGUGAACCUGUUUGUCACUGUCAAAAUGGUGGAACGUGUACGGCACCGAACUUUUGUGCAUGUCCAAAAAACUAUGGUGGUGAACAAUGUGAGCUGCUGACAUGCGACACAGUACCAAAUAUACUGAACUCAUAUCCAAAUUGCACCUUAACAAACUGCAAUAUCACUUGUAAUGAUAGAUAUUCGUUCGCCGAUGGUUCUACGGUUGUGCAAAUAAAUUGCGAAAAGGGCAAAUUCAAUCUAGCACCAAAUCAAUCACAUCAAACCAUACCAUCAGCUUGCCAACCUAUUUGUAAGACACCUUGUCAACACAACGGUGUAUGUAGUCAACCGGAAAAAUGUUCGUGCCCCAGUCACUAUGAAGGUGAUCAUUGUGAACUCGAAAAAGUGCCCGUUGUGAAGUGUCCAGAUAAACCAGUUUUUAAAAAUGGGCGAAUAAAUUGUAAUUCAACAAAUGAGUGCAAAGUUAAUUGUUUUAAUGGUUUUGAACUCCCUGACGGAACAAUAGUAAUGGCAAUUACAUGCCAGCAAGGCCAGUGGAAGGCCAAAUAUUCCAAACAGAAUUUCGACCCGUUCUGCACACGCAAGUGCAGUCCACCGUGUCAGAAUGGCGGAGAAUGUCUCAAGAACAACACUUGUAUCUGCCCCAAAGAUUACGAAGGCGAUCAUUGCGAAUUUAAAAAGGGUUGUAAAACCAAUCCAAUAACGCAAAACGCGAAUUCAGAGUGUAAUGUGGACAAUUGCAAAAUCACCUGCGAUAAAGGACAUGUACUUCCGGAUCACUCCACGGAAAUGCAUAUGAAAUGCGAGAAGCUAGCGGAUGUGUCGGACGGAAUAACGGAAUUCGGAUGGAUGCCGGUGAAUUCAAAGCAGAAUUUCGACCCAAUUUGCGAACCCGUUUGUAGCCAACCAUGCCAGAAUGGUGGAGUCUGCACCAAACCCAACACUUGCUCAUGCCCAAAUGGUUUCGAUGGUCCUCAGUGUGGACGUAAAGUAUGUGUACCGCAGCCAGCUCUACAAGACGCCCACAGUAGCUGUGACCAAUUCAACUGUAAAAUUACGUGCAACCAAGGCUACGUUUUUCCAGAUGGCUCGGACGUUAUGCAGAUGGAUUGUAAGAAUGGCAAGUGGGAAUCAGCUUCUCUGAAGCAAAUUUCCGCUCCUGACUGUCAAUUGAAAUGUAACGCAGGAUUUGUUUACAACAAAUGCGGUCCGAACGUUGAACAAACAUGUGACAAUGCAGAAGAAAAAAGCGUUUGUGUCCCCGGCUGCUUCUGUCCAAAUGGAAUGGUCAAACACGAAGGAAAAUGCAUUCAACCAGAUAACUGUCCAUGUCGAUCAAACGGUGCCAUUUUCCAACCUGAAAGUGAGACUGUCAGCACAGACGAUGCAUUAUCAGUCGCGACCACGUGCAAAUGUGAAAGAGCAACGAUGCGGUGCAAAUCUGAGCCAUUCACACGAAUGAGAUGUUCAGUGACUGGUGAUCCACACAUCCGGUCUUUUGAUGACAUUACUUACGAUAUACAGAGAAAAGGCUCGUUUCGUCUCGUAAACACUAGUAAUACGGUGAUCGAAGCGCAAUUUGUUCCAUGUGGUGGACCGUAUUCAUGCACCAAAUCAAUAACAAUUAAAGUAAAUCAUGGCAAUAGAAAUGCUACCGUAGUUCUGAAGCAAAAUUUAAAAGUUGAAGUCAAUGGUCAACCAGUUGAAAUUUUCCCAAUGCAAGUUUUAUCGGAUUAUAUGCUCAUUUCGCUUCCAAGCUCGACCAAAGUGUUGGUUGUUUCCAAAGAAGGCUGGCGAAUAUUUUGGGAUGGUCGCAUUAAUGUUGAUAUUGAUACGAUUUCGUUGUACAAAGGCAAAAUUAAUGGCCUUUGUGAAGUAAACAAGAAUAAGAGACGCAAAAGAUCCACUGAAGUCGAUAUGAAAGCUUGGUUAGCUACAAUUGCUCAAAAGUCAUGCAUAGGUGACAGUUACAAUAGCAUUGAUGAAUUUGUUAACAUUCCAAACCCGUGCGAUGCAAACGUGGAAGCUAUGGAACGAGCAGAGCGACUUUGUUCAAAAUUGAAGGAUGACCCGUUCAAGGCCUGUCAUGGAACAGUCAAUCCACAAACACAUUACGACAAUUGCAUGUUUGACAUGUGUGCAUGUGAACGUGGCAUUGAUUCAUGCAUGUGUGAUAUUUUCACCGUUUAUGCAAACGAAUGCAGUCGACGUGGAAACGUUGUCAAAUAUUGGAGACAAUCGAUACAAGAGUGCGCAAUCAAAUGUCCAACGGGUCAAAUCUACGAAGAAUGCUCCAAGUCAUGCUAUCACAGCUGUGACGAUUUACAACUAUCUCCCAAAAAUUGCACCAGAGAUUGUGUCUAUGGAUGUCGUUGUCCGGAGGGACAGGCUCUUGAUAGAAACAACAAAUGCAUCUCAAUCGAUAUGUGCCAUUCAUUCGACCAAGAACCCAGACAUGAUCAAAUUGGAGCCAAUCAAACAUGUGCUUGGACGGAACUCGGGUGGAAAUGUGUAUAUGAACCCAACAGUACGAACAGCAACACUGCACAAACUCAAGAAUCAUGUAUGCCAGUGUCGCUGAACGCAACACAAACUGUUGGCAUAGUACAACUAACAGGAUCAAAGUACGGAAAAUGUGUCAACACGGAACCAAUUCAAGGAUAUACUGAAUGUCGUGGCACAUGUGGACCAGUAAAUUCAAACACCGGUUUGGCAAAUAGACAAUUUCAUGAAGAAAAAUGCUGUUCUAUGAUAAAAUAUGAGAAAUUAAGGGUUCCCAUGUUGUGUGAAAGCGGCAAAAAGUUCAUUUCUUCUGUGUACAUUCCAAGAGAGUGUUCUUGUUCUAACUGUAAUCAGCGAUAUCCAUCAUUCAGUGCAAAGCAAAAUGCCCAAGUUGCUCAAUGCGGUGGACUUCCACUAAAACAGUUUGCAUGGUCAUCUUGCCCAGAUUCGAGUAGUUGUUAUACAAAAUGCAACAGCAAUUACCAAUUUCCAAACGGGCUGUCCAAGGUUGAAUUGAUUUGUGAUGCUGGCAUUUGGUUUUUGAAAGGCCUUGGAAAUAUUGCACAUUUCGAGUGUGAACCCAUUUGUGUGCCAAGCUGUAAAAAUAACGGACGAUGUGUUGCACCAGAUAUUUGUAUAUGUCCAAAGAAUUUUAGCGGUUCAAGUUGCAAUCAACUUCAUUGCAACACCGUACCAGAUGUUCUUCAUUCGAAUCGGAGCUGUACUUCCACCAAUUGCACAAUAACCUGUCAUCAGGGCUACAAAUUUGCUGAUAAUUCUAUGUCGAUGGAGUUAAAAUGUGAAAACGGUCAAUUUACACCGAUUCAUAAAAAUCAAACGAUACCAUUGGCUUGUCAACCUCAUUGUCUUAGCUCAUGCAAAAACGGCGAAAUAUGCACUGCGCCGAAUAAGUGUACGUGCCCAAGUGGCUACGAUCAUUGCGAAUUAAGAAAAGUGCCCGUUGUGAACUGUGCAACUAAACCAGUAAUUAAAAAUGGGCGACUAAAUUGUAGCUUUAUAGAUGAGUGCAAAGUUGAUUGCUUUAAAGGUUUUGAACUCCCUGACGGAACAAUAGCCAUGGUAGUUACAUGCCAGCAAGGCCAAUGGAAGGCAAAAUAUUCCAAACAGAACUUCGACCCGUUCUGCACACGCAAGUGCAGUCCACCGUGUCAGAAUGGCGGAGAGUGUCUCAAGAACAACACUUGUAUCUGCCCCAAAGAUUACGAAGGCGAUCAUUGCGAAUUUAAAAAGGGAUGUAGAACCAAUCCAAUAACACAAAACGCGAACUCAAAAUGUAAUGUGGACAAUUGCAAAAUCACCUGCGAUAAAGGACAUGUACUUCCAGAUCACUCCACGGAAAUGCAUAUGAAAUGCGAGAAGCUAGUGGAUGUGUCAGACGGAAUAACGGAAUUCGGAUGGAUGCCGGUGAAUUCAAAGCAGAAUUUCGUCCCAAUUUGCAACCCCGUGUGUAGCCAACCAUGUCAUAAUGGCGGAGUCUGCACCAAGCCCAACACUUGCACGUGUCCACCGAGAUUUGAGGGAAAACUUUGUCAAGAUGAGAUGGGAUGUAAAACCAGUCCAACGACGAAGAAUGCCAACGCGAAAUGCACUUUGGACGAUUGCAAAGUGACUUGCGACAGUGGAUAUGCACUCCCAGACAAAUCAACGGAAAUGGAACUGAAAUGCAAACAUCAGAAGUGGGAGCUAACGAAACCGAAGCAGAGCUUCGAUCCAAUUUGCAACCCCGUUUGUAGCCAACCAUGCCAGAAUGGUGGAGUCUGCACCAAGCCCAACACUUGCAUGUGUCCACCGAGGUUCGAGGGAAAACUUUGUCAAGAUGCGAAGGGAUGUAAAACCAGUCCAACGACGCAGAAUGCCAACGCGAAGUGUACUUUUGACGAUUGCAAAGUCACUUGCGCUAGUGGAUAUGCACUCCCAGAUAAUUCAACGGAAAUGGAUUUGAUAUGCGAUCAAGGCCAUUGGAAGUCAAUGAAUUUGAAGCAAAAUUUCUUCCCGAUUUGCAAACCCGUAUGUGACCCACCAUGCCAGAAUGGUGGAAAAUGCAACUACCCCAACUAUUGUUCCUGUCCUUCUGGCUUUAAAGGUCAUCAAUGCCAAAAUAAAUGGUGUAAGGGCUUUCCAUCAGUAAAAAACGCUAGGUACGGGUGUCAUAACUACGAAUGUAUAAUGUUCUGUGUUGAAGGAUAUAAAUACCCAGAUAAAAGUGUGAAAAUAGAUAUGAUCUGCAAAAAUGAGAAAUGGAUACCAAAAUCACCACGUCAAAACUUUAGUCCUUUAGAAUGCCGACCCAUUUGUGACCGACCAUGCCCGAAUGGCCAAGAAUGCAGUAAACCGAACACUUGUACAUGCCCAAUGAAAUGCGAAGGUGAUUUUUGUGAAUUGGGCUGCGAUAGUAAAUGCGGCUACGUACCAAAUAUUCUUAAUUCGGAUUCGAGCUGUAACCCAACCAAUUGCACAAUUAUAUGUCAUGAUGGUUAUAGAUUUUCUGAUGGAACAUAUAAGUUAGAAUUGAAAUGUGAAAGCGAUUUAUUCGAAUCGAUUCAUACGAAUCAAACGAUACCAUCUUGCCAACCUGUUUGUAGAUAUUCCUGCCGAAAUGACGGAGUCUGCAUUAAACCCGACACUUGCUCGUGUCCACCGAGGUUCGAGGGUAAUCUUUGUCAACAUAAAAAGGGAUGUGAAACCCCGCCGAGAACGCAAAAUGCAAACGUAAAGUGUGAUAUAGAAGAUUGCAAAGUUACUUGCGAAAAAGGAUAUGCGCUCGCAGAUAAUUCGACGGAGAUGGAUUUGAUAUGUGAAGAACGGCAAUGGAAGCCCACAAAUUCAAAGCAGAACUUCGAUCCGAUUUGCAAACCCGUAUGUGGACCUGCGUGCCAAAAUGAAUUUUUGCAAGUUUGCACUGAACCACCGUCUUCAAAUAAUUCAAAAUUGGAGUGCAGUGACAUGGAAACUUGUACGCUCACUUGUGAAAGGGGAUAUGAAUUCCAAGAUGGAUCGACAGAAAUGAAAAUGAUUUGUGAUGAGCGGACAUGGAUACCACCAAAAUUGGAAGAAAAAAUUUCUCCAAAUUGUUAUCCUGCUUGUAAGCCAAAAUGUAACAACAAUGGCACAUGUAUCAAGCCCAAUACAUGUUCUUGUCCGGAAAAUUUCGACGGUUAUUUUUGUGAGAUUGAAAAAGACCACCAAAUCAAACCAAUUUUAAAGGAUCCAACAUUAAAGAAUCCGACAUUGAAUUGUGAUACGAUGCCGUGUGAAAUUGCUUGUGCCAGCGGAUUUGCUUUUCCCAAUGGAAACACAUCAAUGAAGAUAACGUAUGAACAGCUCAACUGGAAGUCAAUCAGUGAUGGUUUUUCAUUGAAGUGCCAACCUGUUUGUACCCCACCAUGUGAAACUGGGCAGUGCACUUGGCCGAAUACUUGUGUAUGCGCAAAAAAUAAAGAAGGCGAUCGGUGUGAAUUUCCAAAAGGCUGCAGAACGAAUCCACUUACACAAAAUGCAUUAGCGAUCUGUAAUUCCGACAAAUGUACAAUCACGUGCGAUACCGGCUAUGCCCUACCGGAUGGAACAAAAGCCAUGGAAUUGACUUGUAUACAGCACGUCUGGCAACCAGUAAAAUCCACCCAAGAAUUUUCUCCCAUUUGCACGCCUGUCUGUGAAUUGCCUUGUUUAAAUGGCGGAAAAUGUGCCGGACCAAACACAUGUUCCUGUCUGGCUGGAUUUGGUGGUCAUCAAUGCGAACGUAAAAUUUGUAUGGAAUCUCCAUCUUCACAGAAUGCUGUGAGCAGUUGUACGGCAGACCAUUGUAGGAUUACUUGCAAUGCAGGGUAUGAUUUCCUGGAUGGGUCGGAAAUCAUGGAGAUUAACUGCACAAAUGGCGGAUGGGUUCCAGAUUUCCGAAAUCAAAACUUUAAUCCUGAUUGCAAAGCAAAAUGUAAUAAAAAUAUUGGUACCGUUUUCAAUAAUUGCGGCCCAAGAACAGAGCGAACUUGUGCAUCCACUCAUGAGGAUAGAUCCGAAUGCAUUGCAGGGUGUUUCUGUCCAAAGGAAAUGGUUAAGCAUGAUGGAAUUUGUAUUCCAUUAAAUGAAUGUCCGUGCUUUUAUGACGGUGAGCUAUGGCCAGCUGGAAGUGAACCGAUAUUUCCAAAUUAUCAAGUUGCAUUGUGCGAAGGAAUACCCAGUCUGUGUAGGGACAGUUCAAGUAUUCUACUGAAUAUAUCAAGUUGUUCUAUCUUCAGUGAAAUAAAAAUGUUUUUAAAAUUCAUUGUGCUUAUAUUCGGUAUACAUGCCAGUUGCAGUACUGCAAAUCAAAAUGUCCACAUUGAUAAAUGCGGUGGACUUCCACUGAAACAGUUUGCACGGUCAUCUUGUCCAGAUUCAAAAACUUGUUAUACAGAAUGUGAUAGCAAUUAUCAAUUUUCGAAUGGCCAAUCUAAGGUGGAAUUGUUCUGUAAUGCUGGCAUUUGGUCUUUGAAAGGACUUGGAGAUAUUGCACAGUUCGAGUGUGAUCCUACUUGUGCAUCCUGUAUUAACGGAAAGUGUGUUGCGCCGAAUAUUUGUGUAUGCGAUAAGAAUUUUGCCGGGCCUCGCUGUGACGAAGACAAAUGCAACACCGUGCCAAAUAUUCUUAAUUCGGACCAGAGUUGUACUCCAACCAAUUGCCAAAUUACUUGCAAACCGGGCUACAAAUUUGCGGAUGGUUCUACGUUGAUGAAUUUGAAAUGUAAAAAUGGUGGAUUUGUGUCAAUUCAGAAGAGUCAAGCUGUAUCAUCGGAUUGCCAACCUGUUUGUAAUCAACCUUGUCAAAAUGGCGGUGUAUGUGAUCAACCAGACAAAUGUUCAUGCCCGAAAGAUUAUGAAGGCAACUAUUGUGAACAUGAAAGAGGCUGUAAAACGAAGCCAGCCAUCCAAAAUGCAAAAACAUCAAACUGCAAUUCAGACACAUGUAAUGCUUAUUGUGAGGCUGGAUACGCGUUUCCAGAUAGUUCGACUGAUAUGGAAUUGAUUUGCGUACAACGUGUUUGGCAGUCAAAAUCGAAUCAAAAUCUUCCUCUCAAUUGCACCCCCCACUGCUUUAGCCCAUGUAUAAACGGAGGAAACUGUACUGGACCAAAUAAGUGCACAUGCCCUAGUGGCUACGAAGGCGAUCACUGUGAAUCUGAAAAAGACUGCCAAACCAAACCAGCAUCACAGAAUACAACAUUAAAUUGUGAUACGAAGCAGUGUGACAUCACUUGUGCCAGUGGCCAUGCCUUUCCGGACGGCACAACAUCAAUGAAGAUGACUUGCGAACAGCAUAUCUGGAAACCAGUAACACCUAGCCAAAGCUUUCAACCAUAUUGCCAACCUGUGUGCACUCCAUCGUGUCUAAAUGGUGGACAGUGUAUUGAGCCAAAUAAAUGUUUAUGUCCAAGAAAGUACGAAGGCAAUCAGUGCGAAUAUAAAAAAGGCUGUCCAACGAAGCCAGAUCUACAAAAUGCGGUUGCGUCGGACUGUAAUUUGGACAAAUGUACAGUCACUUGUGACACAGGCUUUGCGUUGCCGGAUGGAACAACAAAAAUGGAAUUAACUUGCAUCCAACGCAAUUGGUAUAGUGCAGCACAGCCAACUCAGAAUGCUGACACUCUCACUUGCAAACCUAUCUGUAGCUCACCCUGUUUGAACGGUGGACAAUGCACCAAUCCAAAUACUUGCUCGUGUCCAGCUGGCUUUGAUGGUCCUCAAUGCGGAAAUAAAAUUUGCAAAACAAAUCCAACUGCACAAAACGCUGUGGCUAGUUGUACUGCAGAUCAUUGUAAAAUUAAUUGCAACACAGGUUACAACUUCCCAGAUGGAGCAACAGUUAGAGAUAUGAACUGCAUAUAUAGUCAUUGGAUAACAGUUACAUUUGACCAGAACUCUGAUUGCCAGCCUGUCUGUAACUUACCUUGUUUGAAUGGCGGACAAUGCACCAAACCAAAUACUUGCUCCUGUCCAGCUGGCUUUGAUGGUCCUCAAUGCGGAAAUAAAAUGUGCACAACAAAUCCAUCUGCACAAAACGGCGUGCGCAAUUGUACUGCAGAUCAUUGUAAAAUCACUUGCAAUGCAGGCUUCAACUUCCCAGACAGUUCAUCAGUCAUGGAUAUGAGCUGCAAAAAUGGCGAUUGGGUAUCAAAUUCACCAAAUCAAAACUUUAACCCUGAUUGCCAACUGGAAUGUAAUGCGGGGUUCGUCUUCAACAAUUGUGGCCCAAGAACUGAACGAACUUGUGCAUCUGCUUACGAAGAUAGAUCCGUAUGUGUUCCAGGCUGUUUCUGUCCAAAUGGAAUGAUUAAACAUAAUGGCAAUUGCAUUCAAUCAAAUCAAUGUCCAUGCUCACGGAACGGUGUGGAAUAUAUGGCCGGAAGUUCAUCUACAUUUGCCAAUGAUUUUUCAACAAAUGCCGAGGUAUGUCAAUGUAACAAUGGGCAGAUGGCUUGCACAUCUCAAAGUUUCACAAGAAAACGUUGCACAGCCUGGGGCGAUCCACAUUUCACAACUAUAUAUGGAAACAGUUAUAAUUUUAUGGGACGUGAAACGUAUAGCUACUUAAAAACUGAUAACAUAGAAAUUGAUGCCUACCUAGUUGGUUGGCCCAAUUCGUGGGAUGCAGCUACAGUCACCGAUUCAGUAACGAUCAAAGCUAAAUUCAACAAUAAGGAGGCCACAAUCAAGCUGAUGAAAGACUUAUAUGUUCAAGUGAAUGGUGCAUCAAAUUAUUACUAUCCGUUGAUUCUUCUCGAUGGCUUUGCGGUGAUUAAUAAGCCAAGUUCAAAUCAAAUUUCGGUGUCCUUCCAAAAUGGUUUUAUUGUAUUUUGGAAUGGUGCAUGGCAAGUGGAUAUUGAUGUGCCUUCGAUAUACUAUGGCGGAAUGUCCGGCCUUUGUACAUCAGAGUACAGCAGACGCAGAAGAUCUACCAAUGCAGGAGAUAUAAAGGCUUGGCUUACUUCAAUCGCUAAAAAAUCGUGCAUUGGAGAGAGUUGUAAAACUAUUGAACAAGCUGUUAAUGUACCUCAUCCAUGUGACUCGAAUAUGGAAACUAAGAAACGAGCAGAAGGACUUUGUGCAAGACUUAAGAGUGACACUUUCAGAAGCUGUCAUGGCACAGUUGACCCAGAAUCAUAUUAUGAAAAUUGCCUGUUUGAUGCAUGUGCCAGUAAUCACGAUAUUGAUUCAUGCAUGUGUGGUGCUUUCACCGCCUAUGCUAACGAAUGCAGCCGUCGUGGCAAUGUUAUCGAACAAUGGAGAGAGUCGAUUCAAGAAUGCGCAAUCAAAUGUCCAAAGGGUCAAAUUUACCAAGAAUGCUCCAAGUCAUGCUAUCACAGCUGUGUUGAUUUGAUACUAUAUCCCAAAAAUUGCACCAGAGACUGUGUCUCUGGAUGUCGUUGUCCACAAGGCAAAGUUCUUGACGAGAAAGACGAGUGCAUCCUAAUUGAUAUGUGUCCUCUAGAUCAAAAUCUUCCUACAUUCAAAUGUCAACCGAGACCUGAUCCGAUUGGUACAAAUCAAACAUGCACAUGCAUUGGAACUGAGUGGGAAUGUGUUAACAGUGUGGAUGACCAUACUCCAACGCCUCAAGGUAUUGAUUCAAGACCAUGCGAGCCUGUCUCACUGAACGCAACACAAACAGUUGGUAUAGUACAAAUAACAGGUGCAGUGUAUGGAACAUGCGUCAACACAGGGCCGAUUCGAGGAUAUAAAGAAUGUCGUGGCACAUGUGAGCUAGUUACUUCAUACACCGGAUUAACAAGGAGAAUAUCUCAUGAAGAAAAAUGUUGUUCAAUGUCGAAAUAUGAGACAGUGCAAGUUCCAUUACUAUGUGAAAGCGGCAUUAAACUGAUUUCUUCUGUACAUGUAGCAAAAGAGUGUUCCUGUCAAAACUGUGAUUAGUGUUGGGAAAUUUUAUAAUAAUCGGAUGCCAGUUGCUCUUUAAUAGAAGAUUUACCAACUUUAAACCUAAUUUUGGCUAACAUCAAGUUCAAAUCAACCACGUGAAUAUUUUUUGAAACAUAUUGCAUCUUAUUGAAAUGUUACGCCUGAAAAUGUGUUUCACCUGCAAAAACUGUGCAUCAAAUAUUCCUCUGUAUUUGGAUAUCAAAUUUUUGAUGUGUUGCUUGAGAAACACUUUAUCAUAACUCACAUUUCGAUAUGAUGCCAUAAUGUUCCACUAAUAUUUUCACGACUUCAAAAUCAUACAUUGAAACUGUCACAUGAAAAAUAUUAUGUUGGUUAACGUUGAAAUAAAAUAUGAGAAUGUAUUUAAACUGAAUAAACGGCUAGU
Molecule: messenger RNA, 11278 nt
Organism: Sitodiplosis mosellana (orange wheat blossom midge)
Lineage: Eukaryota; Metazoa; Arthropoda; Insecta; Diptera; Cecidomyiidae
Product: fibrillin-1-like
Exons: 44
Coding region: 142-10887 (3581 amino acids)
Cellular component (GO): extracellular matrix
Source: RefSeq, a predicted model, not a curated record